Messenger RNA from Nymphalis io (European peacock), 890 nucleotides. Its product is annotated as glutathione S-transferase E14-like. Gene Ontology annotation, biological process: glutathione metabolic process. The record is from RefSeq and is a predicted model, not a curated record. The coding region runs from base 165 to 890 and encodes 241 amino acids. The transcript is spliced from 6 exons. NCBI's taxonomy places the organism in Eukaryota, Metazoa, Arthropoda, Insecta, Lepidoptera, Nymphalidae. Gene Ontology annotation, molecular function: glutathione transferase activity.
AUUGAAACGACAGAACUUAAAAGGCUUGCCUUGUAUAGAUUCAGGGUGAAUUUUAAUGUAUUUAAAUGACUACAAUUCUACAUUCUAUCCUGCUCAUUCAGUAGUUUCGAUCGACGCAAAGACGAUCCACUGCCUUAUACUGUCUGAUUUAUAUAUGUAUUAAAAUGCUAGGAGUAAUAAAUAAAAGCAUUGCUACCAAAAUGAUGCAAUAUUGCAGUUUAAGUUGUGGCAAGACAGCAAGUUAUGUUAAGCCUAUUGUUUACGGAGACGAAGUUUCCCCUCCAGUUAGAUUUGUAAUGAUGACAGCGUCAAUUUUAAAUAUCGAUAUCGAAUUUCAUAAAAUCGAUUUAUUCAAAAAUGAAAAUCGUACUGACUUUUAUCGAGAGAUAAAUCCACUGCAGAAGGUACCAGCAAUGCAAGUAGGUGAUUUAAAGAUAAUAGACAGCCAUGCUAUUGCUCUGUAUUUGUGUCAAGUUGUUAAUGAUGAAAAUCUAUAUCCUCAAGAUCCUGCAAUUAGAGCAAAAGUUAAUCAAAUGCUGUUUUUUAACUCUAGUACCUUAUUUCGUAUUGAUAGUUUUAUAAUGUCAAAAUACUUUGCAAGACAGUGGCCUAUAAAUAAGACAACGGUCGAGGAGUGGUAUACUGCCUUGGAUUAUUUAGAAUACAACUUAAAAGAUACUUGGCUAGCAGGUAGUAAGAUGCUUUUAUGUGAUAUAUGCGCGGUAGCUGUUGUGACAUCUGUUCUUCCAUUGUUUCCGCUUACAAAACGACAUGAAAGAGUAAAGCAGUGGAUUGCGAAGUUUCAAUGUUUACCAUUUUAUGAUAUCAACAGAAGAGGCUUAGUAAACUUACGUAUGCGUAUUGAUUCGAUCAAUAAUGAAAAAGCAUAA